CGACCGAAACGGAAAGGUUCUGGGUGGAUUCCGUGGACUCGCUAGCAGUUGGUAUGAUGAGCGACGGGUCCGGGGAGCCGACUACGGAGGUCCCGCCCGUUACUGGAAGAAAGAUUCAUAUCGUCGUGGAAUACUGCAAGCCCUGUGGCUUUGAAUCUGCCUACCUGGAGCUGGCGAGUGCUGUAAAAGAAGAAUAUCCUGAUGUGGAGAUCGAAUCCCGUCUUGGGGGCACAGGUGCCUUUGAAAUAGAAAUAAAUGGACAAUUGAUCUUUUCCAAACUUGAGAAUGGAGGAUUCCCUUAUGAGAAAGACCUCAUUGAAGCCAUUCGGAGGGCUAGCAAUGGAGAGCCACUUGAGAAAAUCACCAAGAGCCGGCCACCUUGUGUCAUUCUUUAGUGUAUUUUUUUCCAUUUACUCCAUGUUCUCCACUUGCCUACCCUCCCUGAAUCCUUAUCACUUUUGCUUCCAAUUUUUGCUUCCAACAUUAAAAUAAUUUGGUUUGUUUACAAACAAAUAAAAUAAGCUAGAACUUAAGCCAUAUUAGAGAGGUUGAGUUAAUAGGGCUUAUUCAAUAAAGUAAUCUUUUUUCUUGAGGAGAAUUUAUCUUCUAAAUCUUUUUUCUAUUUUUGAGAUGCAUGGAUUUUUCCUGUUGUAUUUCUUUUAACCCUAUCUGAAUGAGCAGGAGUGAAAUUCAUAUUUUUUAGACUAUCUAAGAUCUUUUAGCUUCUCUGCCUUUAAAACCUCAACUUCUGGCCAUUCUCCUGCUCCUUUCCCAGCAUUUAGAAUGAGUUGGUGCCACAAUGUGACUUCACUAUGAGGUCUGCUGGGCCAGCGUAAAGCUUGAUAAGAAGUCUUCUCAAUAGUCCUGCAUAGGUACAAUUGAUGCUACAGUGAAAGUUUUCAAGGACCACAUAUUUCAAGCAAUAUUUUGGGGAUCAAUGUUGCUAAAGGAGUGCUUCAGAAUGAAAAACAUCAUGCAUAUCACACUACAUGAAUGAUCACAAUAAUGCUUUUGCUGCCCUAUUCCACUGCCAGAAACACAUUUAUCUUAGGUUAAGGGUUUCCCUAAUUUAAUGUAACAUUCUCUUGAGAUAACCAGGACAGUGUUGCUACAUGGAAGAGGGGAAUGCUUAGAUUCUCAUUUCUUUUUUACACUACUCUGAACUUUUGCAAAUGAUCAUCCUUCUAAGAUAUCCCUAAACUAGACAUGAUUUGUUGACAAAUAAAGUAGUUCUUACAUGCUUAUGUACUGAACCAAUUUUACUUUUUCUGAGAAUAAAUAUGAAAUCAAAAGUAAUUCAUAGUAGGAUGCUUAAAAAUUAUUUUAUGGGUGACAUAUUUACAGCUCAUUUGUCUUUUUUAAAACUAAACUUUUCACACUUUUCACUCCCCCAGUAAGUAUUUUUGUAGUUCAGUUAUUUCAACAGUAAGCUACAAGCCUAACUCUCUCAUUGCAAUCUGUGAGACUUUAAGAGUUUCAUUGGAUCAAAGUAUGUACCUGUCCAAUUUGAAGUGUUUACUUGCAGUCAACAGUACUUUCUGCUGAUUAAAUUGCUGAUCUGCAUCUGUCAUGUUAGUAGUACAGAUUUCAUGACAUGAUCUUAUUGUGGUAAUGGCAAACAUUGAAAUUAGGACAUAAGUUAUCAACCCAGUAACUGCAUGUUGCACAGCUUAUUUUGUAGGAGUGAGCAAUAUAAUUUCCUUUAGUUUUAUUUAACUGUCAUUUUCAUUGUACUAUGAUGCCUCUAUUUUGUCUCAAGACUUGAUUCUGAUAAUCCAGCUUUCAUCUUGGACCUAUCAGUGAGUAAUUCUAAAAACUAAGAAAAUUCUAAGAAAAUGCUGCUGCUUAUUGGCACCCUUUGCUGGGGCCAGAGGAUGAAAGGCACCAAUAAUCUUCCCGCUUCCAGUGUCUUAAUUUAUAUGUUGAAAUUGUGGAUGAGCCUCUAUUUACCGUAAUUUAUAAUAAAGGAGAAAAUGCUAAAAAGCUUA
Crotalus tigris (Tiger rattlesnake) is the source of this 1988-nucleotide messenger RNA. RefSeq names its product migration and invasion enhancer 1 (gene MIEN1). Bases 54 to 395 code for a protein of 113 amino acids. The transcript is spliced from 4 exons. Gene Ontology annotation, biological process: positive regulation of filopodium assembly; negative regulation of apoptotic process. The record is from RefSeq and is a predicted model, not a curated record. Lineage: Eukaryota; Metazoa; Chordata; Lepidosauria; Squamata; Viperidae.